Dinoponera quadriceps is the source of this 4597-nucleotide messenger RNA. It is a transcript of the gene Gyc88E, whose product is annotated as soluble guanylate cyclase 88E. The record is from RefSeq and is a predicted model, not a curated record. Bases 2055 to 4589 code for a protein of 844 amino acids. Gene Ontology annotation, molecular function: guanylate cyclase activity; oxygen sensor activity; heme binding. Gene Ontology annotation, cellular component: guanylate cyclase complex, soluble. The transcript is spliced from 14 exons. Lineage: Eukaryota; Metazoa; Arthropoda; Insecta; Hymenoptera; Formicidae. Gene Ontology annotation, biological process: cGMP biosynthetic process; nitric oxide-cGMP-mediated signaling; response to oxygen levels.
AUAUUAUUGUGUGUGUGUGUGUGUGUGUGUGUGUGUGUGUGUGUGUGUGUGUGUGUGUGUAGUGCCAGUAAAGACUGAAGUAAUGUGAAUUCGUGAUGUAAAUAAUCUAUUUGGGCCGUUCUUGUCGCGAAGAUAUUAGGGAAUGACAAUGGGAGAGAACAAUCGUUGAGGUUUUGCGUAUCUUCGUAUUUUCACGUGGAAUUGAGGAAGAAAGACGAUUUACUCGAAUCUUUCGUGCAAAAUCGAGGCUCUGACAUCGCACUGAGUAAGUAAUUAAAAUUUGAAAUUGUGUGUGUGUGUGUGUGUGUGUGUGUGACACUAUAUAUAGACUCUUCAAAAAUAUAUCGGUUAAAAUAAAUUCGAAGGCAUAUUUUUUAGCAAUGACAUUAAAAGUCAUAAACAUUUUCAAUCAAAAUAUAAAAGGUAACUCCGAUUAAAAGUACUUCUACCUUUUAUUGGCUGAGUGUACAACUAAAAUAGAACCUUUAACAUCGAUCGCCACCCUUGAAGGGGAAGAUUAUGGUGAACGGUCCCGUCAUGCUAUCUAAUCACGAAAUCGUUACUCUGUCACCUGUUUCCGCGCGGUCGUUACGACGGGAGCUUACAGCUUUCGAUAUUCUUAUUCUAUUUAUCUAAUUAUCUAUUAUUCCGGAAAGUUGAUUUACACUUUCGUCGUAUUAAAGCAUGCAAAUUCACAGAGAGAAGGGUCGCCACUUAAUCAAACAACGAAAUCUGUUACCGAUAUAUAUUAUCAUCAUUACUAUUGCAAUUAUUUGCCAUUACGCGGCGCAGUAUCUCUACCCAGUCCUUGGCCAUAUCAUAAGAAGCACUUUGAUUUUUUAAUAGAAUACGGAUGAGAAAGAGAAGAAAAGCUAUUGAUUUUAUUCUUAGACUUACUCGAUUAGAAUAAUUCUCUAUGUCAAUCAGCGCUUUUACCUCCGCAACCUUCAACCUCGUCAACAAUGUUAAUGCAUUUUUUGAAAUAACAUUUUCCUAUUAAUACUUUGUGUGUAUAUGUAUGUGUAAGAUUUUCCUUCUCCGUAAUGAGGAUUGUUGUUUUUUCCUCGCAGGUUCUUCAACUUGCUGUUUCAACACGGCGGGAGAAACGCGAGAAACGAGAUAAACGGCGCUUUCGUACAGCUGGACGCAAUAGUUUUCUCCGUAUAUAUCCCGACACUGCUUAUUGGAUUCCUCGCGAAACUCUCGUCUCUCUCGCGCGAUAUAUAUAUAUAUAUAUAUAUAUAUACACACAUAUACGAAAGCCACCCCCGUCACGUUCGAUCCGGCCGGCUGCGACCGCCCGUCGAGGAGAGAAAAGCCGCGCGCAACCGCGCAAUUGAUACUCCCGCACGUGUUCUCCCGCUCUCCCGCAGAUUGAUCCCGCGAGUAUGCGGCCGCCGGUCGCUGUUUGUGUUUCUCGCACAUAGUCAGUGCGCCGAGUCAGUGUGAGCGUAACCCGCCUGUCUCUGUGUGAGUCACGAUUUACCUGUCGUGACACCUGCUGCAUCCCUCAAAGCUCCUCCGUUCCUCCCUCGUUCUCUCUACUCUCUCUCGCCGGCCGCUAUCACGGUACGAGGGAGACGAAAGGGGGCGGAAGAAGGACGGGGAGGAGUACGUGCGUACUUGGCGAGGAGGGAUCGCCCCUGGAACAGCCUAAAUAGAUCGCGGGGGAAGGAGAUGGAACGAAGGAAGAGGGAUCGUAAGGAACGAAGGAAGGAAGAAGUGGAGGGGAGACGUAGACGAGGCUGAAAAUUUGCAGAAGCCGGGUGGGAGAUCGUAUCGAAUCCCUCCGAUUAUCCCGGUGCACUGGUGCCACCGGACACAUGAUUCCGCGUUUCGCGAAAUGUGCUUUAUGCCGGCAUCCAGCCGGUGAUUCGUAGUCGAUCUCAUCUCCGCCGGUAUAUCCUUGAAAGUCCCGCCGAAAGUCCGGCAGCUGCGAGACCUCCGCGAGAUCCGGAAGAGAGUGCCUUCACCGUCGAACGAACAGCACUCGGUGAAGAUAUACUCGGGGUUUGUCAAGACUGCAAUAGACGUUAGAAUUCAUCUGAGGAAACAUGUACGGACUAAUCCUGGAGAAUUUGGCCGAAUACAUCAGGCAGGUUUACGGCGAGGACAGGUGGGAGGAGAUCCGUAGGCAGGCGUCGGUGGACCAGCCGAGUUUUAGCGUUCACCAGGUCUAUCCAGAGAAUUUAAUACCACGAUUAGCGAAAAAAGCGAUUCAGGUGCUCGGUGUGACGGAGAAAGAGUUCUUCGAUCAAAUGGGAGUGCACUUUGUAGGAUUCGUCGGCCAAUACGGUUACGAUCGCGUACUCUCGGUACUCGGACGUCACGUGAGGGACUUCCUCAACGGUCUGGACAACCUUCACGAGUACCUGAAAUUCUCUUAUCCGCGAAUGCGAGCGCCUUCGUUCAUCUGCGAGAACGAGACUCGACAGGGUUUAACUCUUCACUACCGGAGCAAACGCCGUGGCUUCGUCUACUACACGAUGGGUCAGAUAAGGGAGGUGGCGCGGCACUUUUAUCACAAGGAGCUGCAGAUUGAGCUGGUGCGCGAGGAGGUGCUGUUCGACACCGUGCACGUAACUUUCCAGCUCACCUUCGACAAUCGGGCCUUCACGCUCGCCUCGCUCGCGAUGACCCGUGAGGAGAAGCACCUGCCGAUCGGCGCGUGCGUCCUCUUCGAGAUAUUUCCUUUCUGCAUCGUUUUCGGUUCGGACAUGGUGGUCAGGAGUAUCGGUAAUUCACUGAUGGUCAUACUGCCGGACCUCGUCGGCAAGAAGAUCACGUACUUCUUCGACUUGGUUCGACCUCUUAUCGCGUUCAAGUUUCAGUCGAUACUGAACCGGACGAACAAUAUCUUCGAGCUGGUCACGGUCGAGCCGGUUCUUACGGAACGAUUGAACGAUCGGCACAGAAACGAGAUCUUCCUGAGCGACGAGCUCGAAACUGUGGAAGACAAAACUCUACGACUGAAAGGUCAAAUGAUAUAUAUGGACAACUGGAAGAUGAUGAUGUAUCUCGGCACACCCGUCAUGCCCGAUCUGAACGCUUUGAUAGCAACAGGCCUUUAUAUAAACGAUCUAUCGAUGCAUGACUUCAGCCGAGACCUUAUGCUCGCUGGGACUCAACAGUCCGUGGAGCUGAAGCUGGCGUUGGAUCAAGAACAGCUUAAGAGCAAGAAAUUGGAGGAAUCGAUGAGGAAGUUGGACGACGAAAUGAAACGUACGGACGAGCUGUUGUACCAAAUGAUUCCCAAGCAGGUCGCGGACCGUUUGAGGAACGGUGAAAGCCCGAUAGACACUUGUGAGAUGUUCGACAGCGUGUCGAUCUUGUUCUCAGACGUGGUGACGUUCACCGAGAUUUGCAGUAGAAUAUCGCCGAUGGAGGUCGUGUCCAUGCUGAACGCCAUGUACUCGUUGUUCGACACUUUGACCGAGAGGAACCGAGUGUACAAGGUCGAGACCAUCGGCGACGCUUACAUGGUAGUUUCCGGGGCGCCGGUGAAAGAGAAUGAUCACGCGGAUCGCGUGUGCGAUAUGGCGCUCGACAUGGUCGAGGCGAUAACCGAUCUGAAGGAUCGCUCGACGGGUAAUCACCUACAGAUACGCGUUGGUAUUCACAGCGGCGCGGUGGUGGCCGGUAUCGUCGGCCUGAAGAUGCCGCGGUACUGCCUCUUCGGCGAUUCCGUCAACACGGCGUCUCGCAUGGAAGCGACCAGCCAGGCCAUGCAAAUACACAUAUCGCAAUCCACCCAGGAACUGUUGUCGCCCACAUACAAGGUGAAGGAGCGCGGGGAAAUCGAGGUCAAGGGGAAAGAUUUCUGCUGGGAUUCUUCAGGCACGAUGAAAACCUACUGGCUGGAGAAGCGAGAGCGCCGUUCCGUCACGACCAAGGGAAUCACUAUACAGGAGCCGCAUCAGUGGCACACCAGGAACUUCGAGAAGAGAGUUUCCUCGGUGAGCGCGAUAGGUCUGAUAAGCCCGGGCGUGUUCGAAAAGCCGAGCUCCGUCGGCGACGUCUUAGCGAGACGCUCGUCCAAAAUAUCGUCCCCGACACCACCGGCAGCGGGAUCUUCGGCAGUUUUCCCCGAGGAAAGAAGGAUAUAUUCUCCCAUCACCUUCCAGGACGUUGCACGACGAUCGGUCGCAAACUCACCGACGAAGAACGUGGAAGCUAGAGAGUGCCGAUCAAAUUCCAUGGGCGCGGUGGGUGUCAGGAGCGCGUCAGAUAUGUUCAGUUCGCUUCUGAGCGAUACGGAGGAGCACUUCCGCCAGCACAGAAACAGUAUAUCCGCGCGCUCGGACAACCAGUCCGCUGCGGUGCACGUGAAACCGGAAGUGAGAAUCAAUGCCACCUCAUCAUCAUCCUCGUCCUCCGCGUCCUCGGAACGUUCCGAGGACGGGACGCAUCCAUCCCUGGACUUGCAGCUGCCGAAAGAGAACGUUGGCGAUAACAGCGAAUGCGCAGCGUUCAGUAGUGAUCUCAGCAACUCCCAGUUACUGAUGCAGCAGGACCAGUGUUGUCCCGGCUUCACUAUGUCGAAGAACAGCAAGAUGCGCUAUCAGGGAAACGGAUGUAUUAUUUCGUAAUGGCGAAA